Messenger RNA from Exophiala mesophila, 243 nucleotides. RefSeq lists its product as uncharacterized. NCBI's taxonomy places the organism in Eukaryota, Fungi, Ascomycota, Eurotiomycetes, Chaetothyriales, Herpotrichiellaceae. The record is from RefSeq and is a predicted model, not a curated record. Bases 1 to 243 code for a protein of 80 amino acids. The transcript is spliced from 2 exons.
AUGAGCUUUGACACAGCGGACAUCUCGGUCGCCAUUUCCGCUGCUGCUGGUGGUCAGACCGCCAGUACGAGUGGCCACGGGUAUGGCGACAUGGGCGGCAAAUCCAAGUCUGCAGACAUUGCGUUUAUUUUGAAGAUCUUUGUCGUUCAAAGAGGGAAACAGAGGGUCAAGACAAAUGCUGCAGCUCGUGUCGUCGGCAAGGACGCGCCCUGGAUGAUUUGGCAAGGCAACUCCGGCUUGUGA